Periophthalmus magnuspinnatus is the source of this 976-nucleotide messenger RNA. RefSeq names its product small nuclear ribonucleoprotein polypeptides B and B1 (gene snrpb). Gene Ontology annotation, biological process: mRNA splicing, via spliceosome. The transcript is spliced from 7 exons. The record is from RefSeq and is a predicted model, not a curated record. Bases 104 to 817 code for a protein of 237 amino acids. NCBI's taxonomy places the organism in Eukaryota, Metazoa, Chordata, Actinopteri, Gobiiformes, Gobiidae. Gene Ontology annotation, cellular component: U5 snRNP; cytoplasm; U1 snRNP. Gene Ontology annotation, molecular function: RNA binding.
UCCUGUUUCCUGAGUUAAAGGCGGCCCGGGCGAAUCCGCGGCUGAAUAUUUUUGGUUUGUUUUUGGUGAAUCCAGUUGGAUCCGCGCCAUCAGAACCGCAGUCAUGACGGUGGGUAAGAGCUCUAAGAUGCUGCAGCACAUCGACUUCAGGAUGCGCUGUAUUCUUCAGGACGGUCGCAUUUUCAUCGGGACGUUUAAAGCCUUUGACAAACACAUGAACCUGAUCCUGUGCGAUUGCGACGAGUUCAGAAAAAUCAAGCCGAAGAACACGAAGCAGCCAGAGCGCGAGGAGAAGAGGGUCCUGGGUCUAGUGUUGCUACGAGGAGAAAACCUGGUGUCUAUGACUGUAGAGGGACCUCCUCCUAAAGACACUGGGAUUGCCCGUGUGCCCCUGGCAGGUGUGGCAGGGGGUCCAGGUGUGGGCAGGGCGGCUGGCAGGGGCGUGCCCGCCGGGGCCCCAAUGGCAGCAGCACCCGCGGGUUUAGCGGGUCCCGUGAGAGGAGUAGGCGGCCCCUCGCAGCAGGUCAUGACCCCUCAGGGCAGGGGCACUGUUGCCGUGGCAGCAGCCGGGGCCAGUAUUGCAGGGGCGCCCACGCAGUACCCCCCUGGCCGAGGAGCACCGCCCCCUAUGGGCCGAGGAGCACCUCCAGGUAUGAUGGGCCCUCCCCCUGGCAUGCGGCCCCCAAUGGGUCCUCCCAUGGGCAUGCCCCCGGGCAGAGGCGCUCCCAUGGGCAUGCCUCCUCCCGGCAUGAGGCCCCCUCCCCCAGGCAUGAGAGGACCCCCUCCCCCCGGGAUGAGGCCGCCCCCGCGCCCCUGAUCCCCCCCCGCGAGCUGGGCCUCAGAGCCUGGUUUAGUCUGGACCUCAGUCCUGGUCCAGACUGGUCCUGUUUGUACAGUUUUGUUUUGUACUUUAGUUUUUAAUAAAGUCCUGGAGACACUUUGGCCUUUGUCACUUUUUUAAUUUUUAUUUUAUUAA